AUGACUUCUGACUCUAUACCUGAACAACAAGCACCUGCCACUAGUGGUUCGUAUGAUUCUAAUCCUGUCAAGGAAUCAUUUCAACAAGAUAUCAAAAUCAUUAAACGUAAAUUGAAUGGAUAUGUUGGAUUUGCAAACUUACCAAAACAAUGGCACAGAAAAUCUGUUAGAAGAGGUUUCACUUUAAAUAUUAUGGUUGCUGGUGAAAGUGGAUUAGGGAAAUCUACUUUAAUCAAUACACUUUUCAAUCGUGAAAUUUUAAAAUCUGAAUUAGAAGAAGAAGAUUUAUCAUCUGGAUCUAAAUUUGUUCAAAUUAAGAACACCAAUGCUACCAUCGAAGAAGACGGAGUCAAGCUUAAAUUGAAUGUUAUUACAACUCCAGGAUUUGGUGAAGCUGUGAAUAAUACUGAUUCAUGGAAACCAAUUGUCGAAGAAGUAAACCAAAGAUUUGAUCAAUAUUUGGAAGCUGAGAGUAGAAUAAACCGUUCAACUGUUGAAGACAAUAGAAUCCAUGCUUUUCUUUACUUUAUUGAGCCAACUGGUCAUUCAUUGAAUGCAUUGGAUAUUACUUUAAUGAAACAAAUUCAUGAAAAAGUGAAUUUAAUCCCAGUUAUUGCUAAAUCUGAUACAUUAACUGAUGAAGAAAUUGUUGAAUUUAAACAAAGAAUUCUUAAUGAUAUCAAAUACCAAAACAUCAAGACUUUUAAACCACUUGAUUAUGAUAAUGAUGAUGAGGAAACUCUUUUAAAUACCAGACAAAUAAUGGAUAAACUUCCAUUUGCAGUGGUUGGAUCUACCAAAGAAGUUAAAACUUUGGAUGGCAGAGUUGUUAGAGGAAGAAGUUAUCCAUGGGGUGUAAUUGAAGUCGACAAUGAAGAACAUUGUGAUUUUAUAAAAUUACGUCAAUUAUUGGUUAGAAAUUUCAUGGAAGAGCUUAAAGAACAUACUUCAAAUGUUUUAUAUGAAAAAUAUAGAACUGAAAAAUUAAGUGGGAUGGGAAUUGAACAAGAUCAAAGUGUGUUCAGAGAAUUUGAUCCAUUAGCUAGACAAGAAGAAGAAAAGGCAUUACAUGAAGCCAAAUUAGCUAAAAUGGAAGCUGAAAUGAAAACAGUUUUCCAACAAAAGGUUAGUGAAAAGGAAAAGAAAUUGCAAAGAUCAGAAGCUGAUUUAUUUUCAAGACAUAAGGAAAUGAAAGAUAAAUUAUCUAAACAAAUCAAGUUAUUAGAAGAUAAAAAGGCUCAAUUAGAAAAGCAAAAAUCUUUACCACAAGAACCUCCUGCACCAAUUCCACAAAAAACCCGUAAGGGAUUUUUACGUUAA
This is a messenger RNA of [Candida] anglica, 1320 nucleotides long. The record is from the annotation of a GenBank genome assembly. Lineage: Eukaryota; Fungi; Ascomycota; Pichiomycetes; Serinales; Debaryomycetaceae.